AUGGGGAAGCUCAUUUUAGCGCUUGUCGUGUCUGCGAGAAAACUAAGGCCCUACUAUCAAGCAUACCGGAUAAUUGUCAUGAUAGAAUUUCCUUUGAGAUCGAUCCUCCACAGCCUCGACGCUUCUCAUCGACUCAUGAAAUGGGCUAUCGAACUCAGUCAAUACGACCUCCUCUACCUGGCGAAGACUGCUAUAAAAGCCUAA
Messenger RNA from Prunus armeniaca (apricot), 204 nucleotides. Lineage: Eukaryota; Viridiplantae; Streptophyta; Magnoliopsida; Rosales; Rosaceae. The record is from the annotation of a GenBank genome assembly.